AUGAAAAAAUUCGCAGGCAAAGUGGCGAUCGUAACCGGCGGCGCUGCCGGCAUCGGCGGCGCAUCGGCGCGUCUUCUCGCCGAGCAUGGCGCCAGCGUGCUCAUCGCCGACAUCAACACUGCGGAAGCGCAAGCCAACGCCGAGACCAUACGCGCGCGCGGAGGCACAGCCGAAGUAACCUCCACAAACGUAGGACGGCACGAGGAAAUUGCCGCCAUGGUACAGACGGCCAUCGACCACUGGGGAAGGCUCGACAUCCUCGUGAACAACGCCUUCAGCCCCACGGACGAAUCGGACGGGGACGCUAUUGCAGUGAGUGAGGAUGCGUGGGAUGCGGGUAUGGCGACGCUCGUAAAAGCGCACUUUCUCGCCGCCAAGUAUGCCGUGCCGCACAUGCGAGCAAGCGGUGGCGGAAGCAUCGUCAACAUCUCCUCAGUACACGGCCUGCUCAUGGCGCCCCAAAAACUCAUCUACGAAGCGGGCAAGUCCGCCGUCAUCGGCGUCACAAAGCAGAUGGCGAUAGACUUCGGGCCGGACGGCAUCCGCGUCAACGCUAUCUGCCCCGGUCACAUCGUUACCGAGCGACAGAAGGAACGCUGGGACGCAAACCCCUCCGGACUACGCUACUUCGAGGACCAGUACCCCGUGAGGCGCACGGGCGUGCCGCUGGACAUCGCCAAUGCCGUCUCGUUCCUCUGCUCCGAUGAAGCGUCCUUCAUCACAGGGCCAUGCGCUCGUCGUUGA
This is a messenger RNA of Geodia barretti, 744 nucleotides long. The record is from the annotation of a GenBank genome assembly. NCBI's taxonomy places the organism in Eukaryota, Metazoa, Porifera, Demospongiae, Tetractinellida, Geodiidae.